Messenger RNA from Mycosarcoma maydis (corn smut), 2154 nucleotides. Its product is annotated as putative beta-adaptin. Gene Ontology annotation, cellular component: membrane coat. Gene Ontology annotation, biological process: intracellular protein transport; vesicle-mediated transport. Bases 1 to 2154 code for a protein of 717 amino acids. Gene Ontology annotation, molecular function: clathrin binding. The record is from RefSeq and is a predicted model, not a curated record. Lineage: Eukaryota; Fungi; Basidiomycota; Ustilaginomycetes; Ustilaginales. The transcript has a single exon.
AUGGCGGACUCAGGCAAGGAUGCCAAGUUCUUCCAGCGAGGCAAAGUCGACGAGCUGCGCACCGAGCUCAAUGCCGACAAGAAGGACAAGGGCUGGGUGCGCAAAAAGGCGGUGCUCAAAAAAAUCAUUGCCAACGCCACCAUGGGCAACGACAUGUCUGCACUUUUCCCGGACGUAGUGCAGUGCAUGAACAUCCAGGUGCUCGAGAUCAAGAAGAUGGUGUACCUCUACCUCAUCAACUACGCACGUGCCAAACCGGAUCUCGUAUCCAACGCAGUGCCCGGGUUUCUUUCGGAUUGCAACGAUCGAAAUCCGCUCAUCCGCGCGCUCGCCAUCCGAACCAUGUCCUACAUCCACGUACCCACCGUGCUAGCAGCGUUGAUCGAUCCUUUGAGGCAUUCACUCAAAGAUGCAGAUCCAUACGUGCGCAAAACGGCGGCCAUCUGCGUCGCAAAGCUCUACAUGCACGACAAGCGAUUGAUGGAAAAGCAUUCCUUUAUUGGUAUGCUUCGUGACCUGCUCGCCGAUGCCAAUCCCACCGUUGUUGCCAACGCCGUCGCUGCGCUCGUCGAGAUCUCGGAAAGGUCGGACAACAUCCAGCUCAAGCUCAACCUCACCAUCGCUUCCAAACUCGUCUCCGCUUUGGCAGAGUGUUCCGAAUGGGGCCAGACGUACAUUCUCGAAGCACUCAUGUUCUUUGUCCCUUCGGACUUUGCCGAUGCCGAGAUAUUGGCCGAACGCAUCGCUGUUCGUCUGCAACACGCCAAUUCCGCGGUUGUGCUCACUGCCACUAAAGUCAUCCUUUAUCUGAUGAACUACAUUGCCAGUGCUGAGUUCAAGGAGUCGCUCUGUCGGAAGCUCUCUCCACCGCUCGUCACGUUGCUUUCUUCGGGGCCAGAGGUGCAGUACGUAGCGCUGCGAAACAUUUUGCUCGUGAUCCAGAGGAGACCUUUGGUUCUACAGAACGAAGUCAAAGUAUUUUUUUGCAAGUACAACGAUCCCAUCUACGUCAAGAUGGCCAAGCUCGAGAUCAUCUAUCGGCUUGCCAACGAGCGCAAUGUCGAGCAGGUGCUUGCCGAACUGCGCGAGUACGCUUCCGAGGUAGACGUCGAUUUUGCGCGGAAAGCGGUGCGCAGCAUCGGACGCUUGGCGAUCAAGAUCGAGUCUUCAGCGGACCGAUGCAUCCAGGCGCUGCUGACACUCAUCCAGACCAAGGUGAACUACGUGGUGCAAGAAGCGAUCGUGGUGAUCAAGGACAUCUUCCGAAAAUAUCCGAACCGGUACGAGAGCGUAAUCGGUACGUUGUGCGACAACCUGGAUAAUUUGGACGAGAGCGAAGCCAAGGCGGCGAUGAUCUGGAUCAUCGGGCAGUAUGCGGAUCGCAUCGAGAACUCGGAUGAGCUGUUGGAAGAUUUCUUGUAUACUUUUCUCGAAGAGCCAGUGGAUGUGCAGUUGGCGCUGUUGACGGCAACGGUCAAGCUGUUUCUCAAGCGGCCUACGGCGGGAGGCGAGUUGGUGCCGAAAGUGUUGAAGUGGGCUACAGAGGAGGUUGAGAAUCCGGAUUUGAGGGAUCGAGGAUUCAUGUAUUGGCGACUGCUCUCGACCGAUCCGGAAGCGGCGAGGGGGGUGGUGUUGGGUGCUAAACCGGCCAUUAGUACCGAGACGGAUCGGAUGGAUCGUCAAUUGCUCGACCAAUUGCUUCUGCACGGUGCCAGCUUGGCGAGCAUCUUUCAUCGGCAACCGCAGACGUUUAUCCGCAACGCCAAGGCGAGGUACAUUCCGGAUUCGUCUGCGCUCGAUGAGAGUGCACGUCGGUACGCUAGCGCUCAUCUUUACAGCAAGCCACUCGCUCGAGCACCUGUUCUCAACACAACGCUCGAGACCAAGCCCGACGAAAAACUGCCCCUCUACGACCAUGCUUCCACAUCCCGCGCGCUCGCUGAACGCGACAAAUCACAUGGCCCGGACCACGACCAUCUCCCAGACCACCAACCAAAUCAUUUGUCCUCGUCGAAAUCCUCGUACACCCCGCUCGGCGUCGACGACACCCAAGACGCUGACCCUUACGCUAUGCUCGCCGACAACUUCGGCUCCUCUUCCAAUACGACGUAUCUACCCGAUCCGCCAACACCCAAGCCGUCCUUCCUCGAUUAG